AUGCACAAGAUAGUGCUGAAAUACUCUUGGGGAAGUUUUCAUCAGAAUUUUCAGGGAAUUUCCCACGUCAUCUCGUCGUCCCAAGUCAUCUUAUACGCAACGAGGAGUUCUUGCUCAUUCAGAAUUUCCGGCAAAGAAGGGAAUUGCGUGAGCGCUAAAGCACCGAGAUUUCCCACAUCAUUCAUCAGGGAACCAAUUCGUACGCACCGAGGAGUUCUUGUGCCUUUCUUUGUGGAAGUUUUCGCCCCGUCCGGGAGCCAAUUCGUACGCGCAGAGGAGUUCUUGUGCCUUUGUGGAAGUUUUCGUCCCAUCCGGGAGCCAAUUUGUACGCACCGAGGAGUUCUUGUGCCUUUGUGGAAGUUUUCGUCCCAUCCGGGAGCCAAUUUGUACGCACCGAGGAGUUCUUGUGCCUUUGUGGAAGUUUUCGUCCCAUCCGGGAGCCAAUUCGUACGCGCAGAGGAGUUCUUGUGCCUUUGUGGAAGUUUUCGUCCCAUCCGGGAGUCAACUCGUACGCACCGAGGAGUUCUUGCUCAUUCAGAGUUUCCGGCAAACAAGGGAAUUGCGUGAGCGCUAAAGCACCGAGAUUUCCCACAUCAUUCAUCAGGGAACCAAUUCGUACGCACCGAGGAGUUCUUGUGCCUUUCUUUGUGGAAGUUUUCGCCCCGUCCGGGAGCCAAUUUGUACGCACCGAGGAGUUGUGCCUUCUUUGUGGAAGUUUUCGCCCCGUCCGGGAGCCAAUUCGUACGCGCAGAGGAGUUCUUGUGCCUUUGUGGAAGUUUUCGUCCCAUCCGGGAGCCAAUUUGUACGCACCGAGGAGUUCUUGUGCCUUUGUGGAAGUUUUCGUCCCAUCCGGGAGCCAAUUUGUACGCACCGAGGAGUUCUUGUGCCUUCUUUGUGGAAGUUUUCGCCCCGUCCGGGAGCCAAUUUGUACGCACCGAGGAGUUGUGCCUUCUUUGUGGAAGUUUUCGUCCCAUCCGGGAGCCAAUUUGUACGCGCAGAGGAGUUCUUGUGUCUUGUUUGUGGAAGUUUUCACUCCAUCAGGGAGUCAACUUGUGAGCCCCCUGAGUUUAAUACUUUUUUUUUAUUUAUAAUUUUAAUAAAAAAACAAAAACAAAAAAAACCGUUUAAAUUGUUUUAUUUUAGUUAAAAAUACUAAAAAAAAUUAGUUUAAAUUACUAAAAAAUUUUAGUUAAAAUUACUAAAAAAAAUCCCUAAAAUUUUUGUCGUUACCGUAAAAAUUACUAAGAUUUUUGUUAAAAUAUACGGAGACAUCAUAGAGAAAUUAACUAAGAUUUCGUUAAAAAAACUAAAAUAUUUCGGUUUUCUCGUAUUUCUCUGUUAAAUUCAUUUAACUAAAAUUUUAGUUAAAGAAUUUUAACUAAGAUGCGUGCAGAAAUACCGUAGAAUGCCCAUUCCGUAAAAUUUAC
Lutzomyia longipalpis is the source of this 1427-nucleotide messenger RNA. RefSeq lists its product as uncharacterized. Bases 1 to 567 code for a protein of 188 amino acids. Lineage: Eukaryota; Metazoa; Arthropoda; Insecta; Diptera; Psychodidae. The record is from RefSeq and is a predicted model, not a curated record. The transcript has 4 exons.